This is a messenger RNA of Entamoeba dispar SAW760, 570 nucleotides long. Its product is annotated as septum-promoting GTP-binding protein, putative. Gene Ontology annotation, molecular function: GTPase activity; GTP binding. The transcript has a single exon. Lineage: Eukaryota; Evosea; Mastigamoebida; Endamoebidae. The coding region runs from base 1 to 570 and encodes 189 amino acids. The record is from RefSeq and is a predicted model, not a curated record.
AUGUCACAAAUUAAAUUAAAAAUUGCAAUGGUAGGUGAUGCAGGAGUUGGUAAAACAUCGCUCAUGGUUAAGUAUGUUGAAGGUAAUUUUGAUGAGGAUUAUAUCCAAACAUUAGGAGUUAAUUGUAUGGAAAAAACAAUUUCAUUAAAAGGAAAAGAAGUAACUUUCAGCGUAUGGGAUUUAGGAGGACAACGUGAGUACAUAACAAUGCUUCCAAUGGUUAUGGAUGGGGCUCGAGUUAUCUUAUUCUUUUUUGAUUUAACUAGGGUUAUGACAUUAAAUAACAUAAAAGAUUGGUACAAAGAAGCUCGUGCACAUAACAACAGUGCAAGUUGUAUUCUUGUUGGAACAAAAUAUGAUUUAUUUGCUGACCUUGAUGCUACUGAAAAAUCAAGAAUAACCGCUACCGCACUUAAAUAUGCUCAAGCAAUGAAAGCUUCUUGUGUUUUUUGUUCUUCUUCUCAAGGAAUUAAUAUUCAAAAUGUAUUCAAAGUAUCUUUGGCAAAAGUUUUUGGAUUAACUUUGAAUGUUCCUCAAACUACAGAAGGUGCUGUUCUGGUUGUGGAUUAA